Molecule: messenger RNA, 5531 nt
Organism: Cotesia glomerata
Lineage: Eukaryota; Metazoa; Arthropoda; Insecta; Hymenoptera; Braconidae
Exons: 2
Coding region: 321-5531 (1736 amino acids)
Biological process (GO): DNA integration
Molecular function (GO): nucleic acid binding
Source: RefSeq, a predicted model, not a curated record
UUAUUUUUGAUAAUAAAUUACGCGUUUUAAUUGAGAUAUCCAACCCUAAACCUGAUCCCCGCUUUUCCGCUCUUUCUGUAAUUAUUCAUUGGUCCCUCGAGCCGGAUCAGGCUGGCUCUAUCUCAAUUAAAUUAAUUAAUUAUACCGCUAAAAAUUGUGCUGUGUUAAGUGAAGUGUAAUCCCGCUAGGAAAGGUCGAGUGUCAGGAGCAUCGCAGAGCACAUCGGGUGCUGCUCCUGGUAGUCAUUCGUACACCGGUACGCUGAACUUUCCGCUUUAAUUGACUGAAAACUCGAUCUCGGUCCUACAUUAAACACCGCAAUGCAGUUUGAAACUGCUAUUGCUAUGCAAAAGCAGUACCUGGAUGCUUUGUAUGCCAUGGUGGAUCGCUUAACUAACGAGGAGCUUAACUCGCUUACGAUCACCGCUAUUGAGUCAGUGGCAACACAAAGCUCCAAGAUUUGGCUGGACAUCACUAACUUAAACUCGCUGAUCUUUGAGACGUACCCGGAAGUACUUGAACACGAGUACCACGUCGGGAAUCAUUAUACUAACGCUCACGCCACCUAUGCAAUCUUGGAGACCCGCAUAGCCACCCGCAAAGACGUCAUUCAGCAGGAGAUUGAUGCCAGAGAAGCCGCACAAACGCAACAAAACCUGGCUAUGCACAGCACCGCCUUCUUGGGAGGCUCAUCGGGUACUGGACUCCCAAAAAUUAAGCUCCAGAGCUUCUCUGGAGACUUUAAGCGCUGGGGAUCAUUUAGUCAGCUAUUCUCUGACAUUGUUAUUGACAAUGCUCUUCUUAAAAACAGUCAGAAGAUGCAUUAUUUGAAAACCUUCACAGAAAAGGAAGCCCACCAGCUUAUUGGAAACAUGUCAUCCACUGAUGAUUCAUUUGAGCCCGCUUGGAAUCUCCUGAAGAGCCGCUAUUCGAAUCCUCGCCGCGUAGUGGCAUCACAUCUUGAAGAUCUAUUGGUAGGAGAGUCAGUUCCCGCACGAUCAGCCGCGAAAUUAGACGCCUUGCUUUUAUCCAAUCAAAAAGCUUUGGACUCCAUCAAGGCUCAAGGAGUUCCAGUUGACAACUGGGACUUAAUGAUCAUUCACCUGACGCUGCGCCGCUUGCCACCCGCUGUAAGAGAGGACUGGGAGACUAGUCUUGGGUUAACUGAUAUCAUGCCGACCUAUACGCAACUUCACGAGUUCCUCAAGUCCAAAGUCAGAGCUUGGGAGAACUUGGAGCCAGCUUCUGAGCCCAAGAAGCAACCUGAAAAUCAUAAAUCAGGUGGGUCCCGCAACGACAAACAACCGAAGACAAGAUCUUCAUACACCGCUGCUCAAUACAAGGGAAAGCCCAGGAGAAAUUGCCCGCUGUGCCCGGAGGAGCACUACAUGCUGUUUUGCCCGACAUUCAAGGCCGCUACUGUGGAGGAACGAAUCGACAUUGUCGAGAAAUACCGCUUGUGCUACAAUUGCUUGGGCCCACAUCGUGUAGCUGAUUGUAAGACUGCUCAGGGCUGCAGGAAGUGCAGUCUACGCCAUCACACUUCUAUUCACCGAGAAGUACCGCCUAAAUCAGCUUCACCGCAACAAGUUGACACCGCACAAGAUUCGCUUUCCGCUCAAGUAUUGCUAGCUACCGCUUUAGUCCAGGUCCGCCCACAUCAUGGCAAUCCAAUCACCGCCAGAGUCUUGAUUGAUCAAGGUUCAGAGCUCUCAUUUAUGAGACAGACGCUCUUCAAGAAGCUCGGACAACCGCUACAGCGUGACAUGGUCAUGCUCAAGGGCAUCGGCAAUGUCUCCGCAGGAAGCUCACUAGGUGUGAGCACAAUUGAGCUUCGUUCGCUGUGUACGACCGCAUCAAUGCAUGUCAGCAUGCAUAUUCUACCAACACUGACGGUAGAUCUUCCAUCGUUCGUGAUCGCUGAUCCGAAAUGGCCGCAUCUUGAGAAUCUCAAGCUCGCUGACCCGCAGUAUCUACAGCCACGCCCUGUAGAUAUUAUUCUAGGUGCAUCACCAGCCGCACAGAUCAUGAACGCAGAGAUUCAACGAGGACCUCGCAAUGCUCCUAUUGCACAAUCCACCACGCUUGGUUGGAUCGUCUAUGGGGCUGUCACCGCUAAACACGCUUCAACAUCACACGCAGCACUACAUGCGUCAGUAGAUACUGAAUUACAAGACGCUAUCGCUAAGUUUUGGGAACAGGAAGAAGUUCCAUCAGGAAGUUCACCGCUCAACACCGCUGAAGAAGACGAAUGUGAAAUUCACUUUCGUCAAACGCAUUAUCGACAGCCUGAUGGACGCUACGUAGUGAGAUUACCGCUUAAGGCCCUUGAGAGUCAACUUGGCGACUCUAUCAACGCAGCUAUGGGGUCACUCCGCAGAUUAAUAACUCGCUUGUCGCGAGAAAGAGAAUAUUCUGACAUGUAUCGUGCAUUCAUGGCAGAAUACAUUCAGCUAGGACACAUGGUACGAAUACCAGUCAACGAAUUGCCCGCAAACGCUUACUUCUUGCCUCACCAUGGGGUAUUGAAGCUUGAUAGUACCACUACGAAGCUCCGCACAGUGUUCAAUGGUUCCUGUGCAACAUCUACAGGAAUUUCAUUGAACGACAUUCUCCACGCAGGACCCAAAACGCAAAUUGACAUUUUUGAUGUGAUGUUGAGAAUCCGUUGCAGCAGGAUUCUAUUCGCUACUGACAUCACCAAGAUGUUCAGACAGAUUGAGGUCGACUCGCUUGAUUGGCCGCUUCAGUGCAUUCUCUGGAUAGAUGAGAAUGACUUAAUAGACGCUUACUGUCUCAAGACAGUCACAUACGGAACCGCUAGUGCACCUUUUGACGCUGUACGUGUGCUUAUCCAACUAGUAAAGGAUGAAGGACACCGCUUUCCGCUAGCUGUUGCUCCAAUGUUGAAAACACGCUACGUAGAUGACAUCUACGGUGGAGCAGACAACGAAGAAGACGCUAUCAAGGCUGCAGUACAAACAAAAGCUCUGUGUGCAGCAGGCUGCUUCCCGCUUGCCAAAUGGGCUAGCAAUAGCCCACGGUUACUCGCUGAAGUCGCUCCAGAAAAGCAGCUGGAUACACCGCUUAAAGAAAUCAGUGAUGCACCAGUAAAAAUCCUGGGCAUGUACUGGAAUUCACGCACUGACGCUCUCCAGUUCAAGUACACGCUACCGCCAGAUACGCCUAAGACAAAGAGAGCUAUUUUGUCUGAAAUCGCUAAACUGUAUGAUCCGCUAGGACUUCUCGCACCAAUAGUCGUCAAAGCCAAGAUCUUUAUGCAAGAUCUGUGGCUAGAUAGAGUGUCAUGGGAUGAACAAUUGUCACCAUCACUCAUUCACAAAUGGACUGGAUACCGCGAGGAUCUUCGAAACAUCGAAUCCAUCCGCAUUCCACGCUGGAAUAAUAUAGCACCUGGAGCAACUAUGGAAUUGCACGGGUUCUCAGACGCUUCGCAAAACGCUAUGGCUGCCGCUGUUUAUUUGAGAGUCACUGACGCUGAUGGGAACACAAAGGUCUCACUUUUGUGUUCAAAAACGCAAGUAGCACCGCUGAAGACCAUGACAAUCCCACGCUUGGAAUUAUCUGCCGCAUGGUUGCUAACACAACUGAUACUUCAUGUUAAAGAAGUUCAGUCGCUUGAAAAUGUCAGGAUCAAUCUCUGGACUGACUCCGCCGUGACUCUCGCAUGGAUUAAAAGUCCAGCAACCCGCUGGAAGACAUUCGUCCGCAAUAGAGUGGGAAAAAUCCAAGAAACGCUUCGAGAUGUCUCCUGGAAAUUUAUUCCAGGAAAACAAAACCCAGCUGACUGCGCUUCAAGAGGUAUACCUACGCUAAAACUAAAGCAACACGCUCUCUGGUGGCAUGGACCUACGUGGCUUCAUGAACCAGAAUCCUCUUGGCCCACUCUUGAGCCUCCAACCGACAACGCAACGCAUCGAGAAGAACGCCAAGGUCUGACAUUAGUAACUUGGAAAGCAGAAAAUUGCCUUCUCCAACAAUUACUAUCGCAUUACUCGCAGCUGUUUCCAUUACUUAGGAAGCUCAGCAUCUGGCAUCGUGUCAUCGACCGCUUCAAAAGAGUUCCACAAUCUUCGCUGGCCUACCCGCUUACUCCAUCAGACCUGGAGCGCGCUAAAUUGACCUUGAUUAAGUUCACUCAAGGACAAUACUUCGCUAGAGAGAUUCACACGCUACAAGAUGGUGAUGGUCUGCCUAAAAAUAACAGCAUCACUAAGCUGACUCCGUUCAUCGACCAUCAGUUGGGCCUGAGAGUCGGUGGCCGCUUGAAAAACGCAUUGCUGGACCCAGAAGAGAGGCAUCCAGCGAUUCUACCGCGACAAUCACCGCUUACAUCAAUUUUGAUUGAUGAUUCGCACCGCAAAACGCUUCACGGAGGUACUCAGCUUACGCUCGCUGACUUACGCAAGACUGUCUGGAUCAUUGGAGGCCGUGUUCCAGUCAGAUCAUUUAUUUUACGCUGCGUUAUCUGCACGAGACACCGUGGAGAACGCGCUCAACAGUUGAUGGGUCAACUACCCGCCGCACGAGUACAGCCAACUCGAGCCUUCUUGCAUACAGGACUCGACUACGCUGGACCUAUCACGCUGAAAACGUUUCAAGGACGUGGAGCAAAAACAUACAAAGGCUGGAUUGCUGUCUUUGUAUGCAUGUUCAGCUCAGCUGUUCAUCUAGAGCUAGUCACUGACUACACCGCUGCCGCUUUCAUCGCCGCUUAUCGCCGCUUCACUAGUCGCCGAGGUAUCUGCCACACGCUAUAUUCUGACUGUGGAACCAAUUUCGUAGGAGCAGAAAAAGAGCUGAAACGACUAUUCGCAGCAGGAUCCCGCACAUUACGAGAAUUAUCAAGUCUGAUCGCGCAAGAUGGCACGAACUGGAAAUUCAAUCCGCCUGGAGCUCCACAUUUUGGAGGAAAAUGGGAAGCCGCUGUGAAAUCUAUUAAAUUUCACCUCCGAAGAACAAUCGGAGACUCGCUAUUGACGCUUGAGCAGUAUUCGACGCUACUGGCUCAAAUUGAAGCCAUAUUGAAUUCCAGACCGCUUACACCGCUUAAUGAAGAUCCUGCUGACCUGGCUGUAUUAACUCCAGGUCAUUUCUUAAUCGGACAGUCAUUGACCGCAGUCCCAGAGCCAUCGCUGACAGAUUUACAACCUGCUCGGCUCUCGCACUGGGAACAAGUCCAGCAAAUGGUUCAACAUUUCUGGAAACGCUACUACCAGGACUGCAUCCACCGCUACCAGGCCAUUUCAAAGUGGCAUCAUCGACGCAACCAGAUCAAGGUGGGUUCAGUAGUACUGAUCACCACUGAGGAUCUCCCGCCAACCAAGUGGCCAUUAGCCAAAGUAAUUGCUGUCCAUCCAGGUGAAGAUGGACAAAUCCGCGUAGUAACUGUUAAGACAGUUAACACAGAGCUGGUACGUCCAAUUACAAAGCUCUGUGUCCUGCCGCUAACGCAUGAAGAAGAUGAUCUUGUCGACGCAGCCGCCAACCCGGGGGAGAAUGUUCGGUGA